UACAUCACUUUGCAACAUUUUGCUGUACACUACGUUCAUUGAGCAAAGUGUUUAACUCUCUCAACAGUAAUUGUUAGGCUUCAGGCGAAAUGAUUUUGUCCGUUCACUCAUGUAUCAAAAUGAUGAAGUGCUGUUCUUCACAGGGCUGUGCGCCUGUUUCUGCAGUUUGACUUUAUUAAAUGUAACACUAUGGAUUAUCCUAGUCACAGUCACACACUGACUUAAUUAGCGGUUUAAAAACAUCAAAUACAUGUCUAAUUCACCUUUCACUCAGUCAAACCAAUGAAGUCAAGGCAGCAGUGCUCGGUGGACAGACCAAAUGUCAUGUGGACUUAAAUCAGCUACCCAAGGCAGAUAAAUUAUAUGAGGAAGGGGCAUAAAUGAGAAAGAAAGUAGGUUAAGUCAGACUGAUGGAAGGUCCAAGCAACAGUUUAAUUAUUGCAAGGUGACAGGGAAAAAAAGCAAGUAAGAGUGACAGAAUGAGAUUGAAUGAAAUGGAAAGGAACUGAAUGAAAAUGCUAUGAGAGCGAGACUGGCAGGCUAAUGCAAGGAGAGGAAACGUAAUCUUGAUUUGAUUCACUGGCAAAUGAAUAGAAUCGAGCACAGAGAGAGAGGGAGAGAGCUUGGAGACUUUUUAAAUCCUCAGGCUUUGUUCUCUGAUAGCAAGAAUGCAAGAAUGGGGAUGUAUUUGCUGGGACUGCAGGGAGCUUGUUUGGUGGGCAACAGCUCGUCCGUGCACAAAAAGAGUAAGAGGCUUGGGUUAGAGGAAAGAAUGAUUCUUAGAACAUUUUCGUUUAAGCACUUCUCUUUUGAUGUUUGGGUUACGUGUCUCCAAUUACAGGGUUGUAACUAUUUUGGUCAAGGGAUCCUCAUCCUGUUGUACUUGUGUAUGAUGAGGUGACUUCAGGAAGAAAACUACAGUACACAUUCAUGGUUAUGAAAAACAAGGGUAAUAACAUGGUAAAACAUUACAUUGAAGCAUUGUCUAUAUGUACUUGUUAACACUUGUCUAUGCGUAUAUGUAGUUGUUAUGGCGUUCCUGGAAAAUAUUCACACAAGAUUUUUUUCCUACCUCAAACUGCACCAUGUAGUUACAUUGUUGUGCAAAUUGUUCAAAUCCAAAUAUGUCUCCUCUCCAAUCCAUGGAGGUGUCCCAUAUCAAGCUUGCUUCCAAAAGACUAAUUCAUUCAUGGCUUAUUGGCAUGACUGAUGCCAGCAUAACAAUGAUGCCAGCAUAGAAAAUGAUGAAGAACGUCUUAUCUGCUUUUCUGUCUGCAUUUGAUAUGUCUGUCUGCAAUAUUUCGGCCGGCCUCACUUGCUGAUUUUUCUUUGUGUGUUUUUUUAUUAUGUGUCUGCUGUAUGCUCAACCCUGCUUGUUCUUACCUCAUGAACCAAGACUCUGCCAUAGUUAAUGGAGUCUAUUGGUCAGAGGCAUUGAAUAAAGUGUUUGUGGAUAACUUCGAGAAAGACCCAUCACUCAUAUGGCAGUACUUUGGCAGUGCCAAAGGCUUUUUCAGACAGUACCCAGGGAUCAAAUGGAAGCCAGAUGAACAUGGGGUCAUUGCUUUUGACUGCCGUAACAGGAAGUGGUACAUCCAAGCUGCUACCUCCCCAAAGGAUGUGGUAAUUCUGGUUGAUGUUAGCGGAAGCAUGAAAGGCCUCAGACUGACCAUUGCCAGGCAGACGGUGUCCUCAAUACUGGACACUCUUGGAGACGAUGACUUCUUCAACAUCAUUGCGUACAACGAGGAACUGCAUUACGUGGAGCCGUGCCUGAAUGGAACGCUGGUCCAAGCUGAUGUCGCCAACAAAGAUCAUUUCAGGGAGCACCUGGACAAGCUGUUUGCUCAAGGCAUCGGAAUGUUAGACAUAGCGUUAAGUGAGGCUUUCAAUCUUCUCAGUGAGUUCAACGAGACUGGGAGGGGUAGUGAGUGUAGCCAGGCCAUAAUGUUGGUGACAGAUGGAGCAGUGGACACAUAUGAUGCCAUCUUUGCCAAGUACAACUGGCCAGACAGGAAGGUCCGCAUAUUUCCUUACCUGAUUGGUCGAGAGUCAGCUUUUGCAGAUAAUCUCAAAUGGAUGGCAUGUGCUAACAAAGGUUACUUCACUCAAAUAUCCACGCUGGCGGAUGUUCAAGAGAAUGUGAUGGAGUAUCUCCAUGUCCUAAGUCGUCCCAAGGUGAUCGACAGGGAGCAUGACACAGUUUGGACGGAGGCCUACAUUGAUAGCACCCUUCCUCAAGCACAAAAGCUGGACGAUGGUCAAGGUCCAGUUCUGAUGACUACUGUGGCCAUGCCUGUGUUCAGCACAAAGAAUGAGACUAGGAACCAUGGCAUUUUACUCGGGGUCGUCGGGACGGAUGUUCCUGUCUCAGAGCUGCUCAAGACUAUUCCUAAAUACAAGUUGGGGAUUCAUGGCUAUGCAUUUGCAAUCACCAACAAUGGCUACAUUCUCACCCACCCAGAUCUCCGCCCACUUUAUGGUGACGGAAAAAAGCGAAGGAAGCCAAACUACAGCAGUGUGGAUCUGUCAGAGGUAGAAUGGGAGGACAAGGACGACACGCUGAGGAAUGCCAUGGUGAACAGGAAGACGGGGACCUUCUCAAUGGAGGUGAAGAAGAGUGUGGACAAAGGGCGACGUGUACUGGUGUUGCAUAAUGAUUACUACUACACAGACAUCAAGGGCACUCCUUUCAGCCUUGGCGUAGCCCUUUCCAGAGGCCAUGGCAUGUUCUUCUUCAGAGGGAAUGUAACUGUGGAAGAAGGUCUUCAUGACUUAGAGCAUCCUGAUGUAGCACUUGCAGAUGAAUGGACAUACUGCAACACUGAUGAGCACCCAGAACACCGCUACUUGGCCCAAAUUGAGGCAAUCAAACUCUAUCUAAGUGGACAUGAGCCCCAAUUACAAUGUGACAAGGAGUUAAUUCAAGAAGUCCUUUUCGAUGCAGUGGUAACUGCCCCUUUGGAGGCCUACUGGACCAGCUUGGUGCUUAAUAAGUCUGAGAACUCUGACAAAGGAGUUGAGAUUGCCUAUCUGGGUACAAGGACCGGACUGUCCAGAAUCAACCUGUUUGUAGUACCUGAUGAGCUUAUAAACCAAGACUUCCUGACAGCUGAAGACAAAGAGGGGGUGUUCAAUGCCGAUCACUUCCCCCUGUGGUACAAAAGGGCAGCUGAACAAGUUCCUGGCACAUUUGUCUACUCCCUGCCCUUCAACACAGGAUCGGAAAACAAGAGCAUUGUGUUAGCCAGCACAGCCAUUCAGCUCCUGGAUGAGAGGAAGUCACCCAUAGCUGCGGCCGUGGGCAUCCAAAUGAAACUAGAUUUCUUUCAGAGGAAAUUCUGGACAGCCAGCAGACAGUGUGCCGCCCUUGAUGGAAAGUGCUCCAUAAGUUGUGACGAUGAGAACAUUAAUUGUUACCUCAUUGACAACAAUGGCUUCAUUCUGGUGGCAGAAGACUAUACUCUGACGGGGAAUUUUUUUGGAGAAGCAGAGGGAGCGGUAAUGAGCAAGCUUCUGCAAAUGGGCUCUUUUAAGAGGGUGACACUGUAUGACUACCAGGCUCUCUGCUGGGUCUAUUCAGAGAGUAGUGACAGUGGACACACACUGUUGGAUCCUUACUUUGCCUUCCUCUCAGCUGUGAAGUGGAUCCUUACCGAGCUUGUCAUAUUCUUCGUUGAGUUCAACCUGUAUAGCUGGUGGCAAUCUGACAUCACUGCAAAAGCUCAGAGACUGGGCCGAAGCAUGCAGGUACCAUGUGACACAGAGUACCCGGCCUUUGUCUCAGAGAGAACCAUCAAAGAAAACACAGGAAACGUCGACUGUGGUGGCUGCAUCAAGUCCUUUGUGAUCCAGCAGAUUCCCAGCAGCAAUCUCUUCAUGGUGGUGGUGGACAGUAAGUGUGACUGCAGUAUGUUCGAGCCAAUCACCAUGGAUCCUGUUGAAAUCAUGUAUAAUGAGUCUCUGAAGUGUGAGAGACUGAAGAUGCAAAAGGAUAGGAGGCGCCCAGAUACCUGUCACCCGUUUCACCCAGAGGAGAACUCAAUGGAGUGUGGAAGAGCUCAUACUCUCACACCAUCUUUUUCUGCAACACUGAUCUGCAUCCUCCUGGCACUGUUUCCCAGGUGACCAAAGAUGGCUGCGUCCAUCCAUCCAUCCAUACAGAACUUUCCCUUGGAUCAGCUUGGCAUCUAAACAUAUCACAGCAAAGUCACAGAAAAGAAACAAAGAAAAGAACACCAAACACUCCUAGUGUGCCCAUUCCAUCUCACCACCUUUAAAGGUCCUUGCCCUGAGAUACCUCCUGACAACACAUUUUCAUGAAAGGACUGAGAGCUCCUAUGUAGUGUGAUCAGUCAGGUGCUACAACUAUAUUACAUACACAAAGAGCUGCUUCUUUGGUUGUUCAGCUUUAUCAGAUUUUAACGCCAUGAUAAAGUGGUCACUCAAACUGCUUUGUUCAGUCCUUUCAGGUCGUAGCUCAGGGCUUGGGUUGGUGGCUGAGUUCAAAAGUGAGCAUUAAAGCCUCGCAUCACCUAUAAGGAGCAAGACUGGUGCACUUUCCUCUGGUCCACAUGACAUUUUGUGGACAUGUAUUUAUUAUUUGGGAGAUAAAAAAAUGAAGAUAGAAAUUCAAUAUGUGGGUGAGGUUUUAAAGAAAUAAGUCAAAGUAGGUCUAAUCAUUUUUGUUUUUUUAAUAUAAAUAUAAAUUAUAGUAUAUGUACUGUAUAAAUGAAUAAAGAGAUAGUUGAAUUUUUAAUUUCUAAGUGGUACCAAUAAACUGUGACUACAAGAUUUUGAGUCGUCUGAUGUGAGUUGUUUCAUGUUUAAGCUUAACCUUAUUCAAUCAUAUUGGUCCUGUUUGUGUACAUUUUUUAAAUAAAACAUGCUUUAAAAGUGAUCAACAGCUUAAAUAUUAAGUUCAUUUUCCCAAAUUGCACACAUAUUUGUCUAUUUUACAUGUUGUUCUCUGGUCAGCUUUCUAAAUUUCUUUGGUUGAUUUUCGGCCUGCACAUGAUCAGUGCUUGUGCAUACAUCUGGGUUUUGCACUUCUGUCGUUUGUAGACACCUAAGACCAAGAGCCCUAUCACCGACAGAAAGAGCCAUGAAACUAAAACCGAAUCCAAAAGCAACACACAUGCAUUUGUUUGGCAAAUAAACACAAACAAUCCUUUGGUAUUGAUUUUUAGGCCAUAUGUGCACUUGCAUACAAAACGAUUUCAUGCCAUUUUUGUGAAAUUGUCUCUGUGAAAACAAAGUACAAUAAAUAAAAAGCCACAGUUCUGUGAGACUCUGUCACAGGCAACUCAUCUGUGGUUGUCAACAUGAAGGCC
Messenger RNA from Dunckerocampus dactyliophorus (ringed pipefish), 5333 nucleotides. RefSeq names its product calcium channel, voltage-dependent, alpha 2/delta subunit 3a (gene cacna2d3a). Bases 1360 to 4128 code for a protein of 922 amino acids. The record is from RefSeq and is a predicted model, not a curated record. Gene Ontology annotation, molecular function: voltage-gated calcium channel activity. Gene Ontology annotation, cellular component: voltage-gated calcium channel complex. NCBI's taxonomy places the organism in Eukaryota, Metazoa, Chordata, Actinopteri, Syngnathiformes, Syngnathidae. The transcript is spliced from 33 exons.